Molecule: messenger RNA, 351 nt
Organism: Plenodomus lingam JN3
Lineage: Eukaryota; Fungi; Ascomycota; Dothideomycetes; Pleosporales; Leptosphaeriaceae
Source: RefSeq, a predicted model, not a curated record
AUGAUAUAUCAAAUAGACACAGUCCAUCAUCUCGCAAGCACGCAUCCGCCAACCCCCGACCAUCCCAAAACACAGAAACGCUUACGUACCGUACCCCAACACGAGCCCAGUCCCCGAACCGAGGUCCAUUCGCUUAACCGCCAGAAAAAAAAACAAAAGAAGAGCCAGGAGAUAGGCAAACUUGAAACAAAUUCUCUCGCCCCGCAGCCAGCCGAUCAAAACGCCGGCGCCGGCACCGGCGGACCGCACGGUCUGUCUCUGCCUCCCUCUUUCUCUCUCCCCCUCUCUUUUCUCGGCUGGGGCUGGCUGCCACUACUGGCGGCGGGACAGGAGUUAGGUCCGCCCGGGUAA